Messenger RNA from Helianthus annuus (common sunflower), 2136 nucleotides. Its product is annotated as beta-fructofuranosidase, soluble isoenzyme I. Gene Ontology annotation, biological process: carbohydrate metabolic process. The coding region runs from base 35 to 1972 and encodes 645 amino acids. The record is from RefSeq and is a predicted model, not a curated record. Gene Ontology annotation, molecular function: beta-fructofuranosidase activity. Lineage: Eukaryota; Viridiplantae; Streptophyta; Magnoliopsida; Asterales; Asteraceae. The transcript is spliced from 7 exons.
AACUCGUCCCCCUCCUACAUCCAAUUUUAUCACAAUGAAUGCUGAUCUUGAACAUACAACUUCUACCUCAUAUUCUCCGUUGCCGGAUGCCGACAACCACCGCCAUCCAUCGUCAUCUACACGUCAACGACCCAUCACCCUCUUGUCCGGAAUCUUUCUCUCCAUGCUAUUUUUUUCAUCUUUAAUAGCACUCAUCCUCAACCAACAUAACCAACCACAUCUAGAUGACUCUCGCAACAAAGAGUCAUCGCGUGCAAUACCCGUAUCAAGAGGACCGCCACAAGGGGUGUCGGAGAAGAGUAAUAUCGAGCUAGCAUCCUCCGACGUGGAGGACAUAUACCCUUGGACCAAUGCUAUGCUUUCAUGGCAAAGGACAGGCUUUCAUUUUCAACCUCCAAAAAACUGGAUGAAUGAUCCCAAUGGUCCAUUAUAUCACAUGGGGUGGUACCAUUUCUUCUAUCAAUAUAAUCCGGAUGCGGCUGUUUGGGGGAACAUAUCGUGGGGACAUGCUAUCUCGGAGGACUUGAUUAACUGGUUUCAUCUACCGUUUGCUAUGGUGCCAGAUCAAUGGUAUGAUAUCAACGGCGUUUGGACAGGAUCGGCUACAAUCCUCCCUGAUGGUAGGAUCAUCAUGUUAUACACUGGGGACACUAAUGAGGAAGUGCAGGUCCAAAACUUAGCAUACCCUGCCAACCUAUCUGAUCCCCUCCUCCUGGAUUGGAUCAAGUAUCCUGGUAAUCCAGUUUUGGUCCCUCCACCCGGUAUUGGCACUAAGGACUUUAGGGAUCCCACAACAGCAUGGCUUGGGCCAAAUGGAAAAUGGCGGGUCGCAUUAGGGUCAAAGGUUAAUAAAACGGGCAUAACACUAGUUUACGAAACAACAGAUUUUACAAGCUACGAGUUAUUAGAGAAUUUGAUGCAUGCUGUUCCAGGUACGGGUAUGUGGGAGUGUGUUGACUUUUAUCCCGUGUCAACAACUGAGUCAAACGGGUUGGACACGUCUUUCAAUGGACCUGGUAUUAAGCAUGUGUUGAAAUCAAGCUUGGAUGAUGAUAAACAUGAUUAUUAUGCAUUAGGGACGUAUGACCCGAUUAGUAGCAAAUGGACGCCUGAUGAUCCGGAGUUAGAUGUGGGUAUCGGGUUACGACUGGAUUAUGGAAAGUACUAUGCAUCGAAAACAUUUUAUGACCAAAAUACGCAAAGGCGACUUCUUUGGGGUUGGAUUGGAGAAACAGAUAGUGAAGCUGCUGACAUCUUGAAGGGAUGGUCCUCUGUUCAGACCAUUCCAAGAGAAGUGGUGUUUGACAAAAAGACGGGGACAAAUGUUUUUCAAUGGCCGAUUAAAGAGGUAGAGAAGUUGAGGUCCAAAGUUACGGUAUACGAGAAAGUGUUGCUGGAACCAGGAUCUCUCGUGCCUCUUGACGUAGGCUUGGCUACACAGUUAGAUAUUAUAGCGACAUUUGAAAUGGAUAAGGAAGCAGUGAAGACAUCAGUUGAGGCAGAUGUGGGUUACAAUUGCACCACAAGUGGCGGUGCCUCUUCAAGAGGUGCCUUUGGACCAUUUGGGUUAGUAGUGCUUGCAGAUGAAAAACUUACCGAGCAAACUCCUAUAUAUUUCUAUAUUGCUAAAGGUAGUGAUGGGGUUGCUCAAACUCAUUUUUGUGCCGACCAAUCCAAAUCAUCAAGAGCUCCAGAUGUCACUAAAUUAAUCUACGGAAGCAGUGUUCCUGUGCUACAUGAAGAAAACUUUAGCAUGCGAUUAUUGAUUGAUCAUUCAAUAGUGGAAAGCUUUGGGCAAGGUGGAAGAACGGUUAUAACAUCAAGGGUGUAUCCUACAAAAGCAAUUUACUCGAAAGCAAAGGUGUUUCUGUUUAACAAUGCAACAGGGAUAACCGUAACAGCAAAUGUAAAUGUUUGGAAUAUGGAUUCUGCACAUAUCGACUAUUUUCCAUUCCUCAAUUUGGAACGUUGAAACUACUAGAAUAGAAAGUCAAUAUGUUGUAUUCAUUACCUGUCAUUUUAUUUCAUUUAAUUAUAUUUUUCAUCUACAGCCUAAUAAUCAUUAUUAAUCUUCAAGAAAUGGGCUGAUUUGUGUAAAUUUUGUGUUUGUAAAAUGGGUUGAUUGUCUACUACAAA